CAAAAGCCAAACCAUGUUCCUCUACACUAUUUUAGCCAGUCAAUUGUUUUCCAAUAUAAACAACUUUGCCUCCUUUUCUGCACAAGGAUUGCCUUCUCCUCCCUCCAUCGUUCUCACUUGCAGGCUCACUGCCCAACCCUGCUUCUCUCUCUGGUCUGGGAGGGUAGCAGAAAGGCAACAUGGCUAAAAUGAUGGUGUCCCCCAUGCAAUGCAAAAUGGAUUUUCCAGGCAAAUCAUUUCAGGCAGGGUCCAUGCUAACAUCAAAGAUGUGGAAUUCUACACUGUUAAAUGCUCAAAGACCUAAAACUAGAAGAUGCAUUUCUGCAUUCAAAGUGCUCGCUGUAAAAUCUGAAAAUGGUGUUGUGCCUAGGUUGGAGUACUUACUUAAUCUGGACACAAAACCUUACACUGAUAAAAUCAUCGCUGAAUACAUCUGGAUCGGAGGAACUGGUAUUGACCUCCGAAGCAAAUCGAGGACUAUAUCAAGUCCUGUGGAACACCCAUCUGAGUUACCAAAAUGGAAUUAUGAUGGAUCAAGCACUGGUCAAGCUCCCGGAGAAGAUAGUGAAGUUAUUCUAUAUCCUCAAGCUAUUUUUAAGGAUCCAUUUCGAGGAGGAAACAAUAUAUUGGUAAUUUGUGAUUCAUAUACUCCAAGUGGAGAGCCUAUCCCUACCAACAAGAGACACAGAGCUGCGCAGAUAUUCAGUGACCAAAAGGUCAUUGACGAAGUUCCUUGGUAUGGUAUCGAGCAAGAGUACACCUUACUUCAAACUAACGUGAAGUGGCCUCUUGGCUGGCCUGUGGGAGGCUAUCCUGGCCCUCAGGGGCCUUACUACUGUGCGGUAGGUGCUGAUAAGACGUUUGGUCGUGAUAUCUCAGAUGCUCAUUACAAGGCAUGUCUGUAUGCUGGAAUCAACAUAAGUGGAACUAAUGGGGAGGUUAUGCCUGGUCAGUGGGAGUACCAAGUUGGACCCAGCGUCGGAAUUGAAGCAGGGGAUCACAUAUGGGCUUCAAGAUACAUUCUUGAGAGAAUUACUGAGCAAGCAGGAGUUGUCCUUACUCUUGAUCCAAAACCAAUUGAGGGUGACUGGAAUGGUGCCGGAUGCCACACGAAUUACAGCACCAAGAGCAUGAGAGAAGAAGGUGGCUUUGAAGUAAUAAAGAAGGCAAUCCUCAACCUGUCGCUCAGGCACAAGGAGCACAUCAGUGCAUAUGGAGAAGGUAAUGAAAGGAGGUUGACCGGGAAACAUGAGACGGCGAGCAUAAACACCUUUUCCUGGGGAGUCGCGAAUCGUGGUUGCUCCAUUCGUGUGGGACGCGAAACUGAAAAGCAAGGCAAAGGAUACUUGGAGGAUCGUCGGCCAGCUUCAAACAUGGACCCCUAUGUGGUGAUCUCACUUUUGGCUGAAACUACGAUUCUUUGGCAACCCACACUCGAAGCAGAGGCUCGUGCUGCUAAGGAGCUGCAGUUGCAAGUGUGAGUAUUCUUAAUGGUGAAGGCUCGAUCCUCAAUAUCGCGAUAUUCAUGUAUUCAAUCAGUCUAUUUGGUACUUGUUAUUGUCAUUGUACAAUUUCCACAUGAAUGGCUUUCUAGCGUUGUGUACUUCUUUAA
This is a messenger RNA of Zingiber officinale, 1612 nucleotides long. RefSeq names its product glutamine synthetase leaf isozyme, chloroplastic-like. The record is from RefSeq and is a predicted model, not a curated record. Gene Ontology annotation, molecular function: glutamine synthetase activity. Bases 180 to 1481 code for a protein of 433 amino acids. Gene Ontology annotation, cellular component: cytoplasm. Lineage: Eukaryota; Viridiplantae; Streptophyta; Magnoliopsida; Zingiberales; Zingiberaceae. The transcript has 14 exons.